Molecule: messenger RNA, 2809 nt
Organism: Plodia interpunctella (Indianmeal moth)
Lineage: Eukaryota; Metazoa; Arthropoda; Insecta; Lepidoptera; Pyralidae
Product: pickpocket protein 28-like
Exons: 14
Coding region: 193-1893 (566 amino acids)
Biological process (GO): sodium ion transmembrane transport
Cellular component (GO): plasma membrane
Molecular function (GO): ligand-gated sodium channel activity
Source: RefSeq, a predicted model, not a curated record
GUCAUUUAUUUUGUAGUCCGAGCCUACAUCUGACUGCACUAUCAUUGGUCUUUCAUUUAUUUACUAAUAUAAAUAAAAUACUUGAUCAAUUGUCAUCUUUGGGUUGAAAGAAAUCAUUUCCCAUAACAACCGCAGUGGGUGAGCUAUAUGGAGAUAUAAACGUUGUAAAUGAAUGAAAAGUUUGAAUAAAACAUGCGAGACACAGGUGUUGACGCAAGUUUACAAAUACCAGAUAAUAGGAAUGAGAACCAAUCUUCUUCAAUUAGAAAGCGAAGCAGAGCAAGACGUAAAGCAUUGAUGAGACAUCUGUAUUCAGAAUACACUAAGAACACUUCACUUCAUUGUUUGAAAUAUACAACUGAAAAAAGUUUUCAUCCCAUUGAAAGGAUAUUUUGGACCGUAACAUUCUCAUUGAGUCUUGGAAUGUGUUUAUGGUUGAUCCACAACGUGUGGUACAAAUGGCAGACCAGUCCGGUCAUAGUCAGUUUCAGCGAGAAAAUUGUACACGUCGAGAUGGUUCCAUUCCCAUCUUUAACAAUUUGCCCUCAAAUCAAAACAAAAGCGACUGUUUACAAUUACACGAAACAAUUCAAGAAACAUUUUCUUGAUUUCGAUAUUGAUUUAUCUGAUUUGAAUAACACUGAAUCCAACAGUAAUGACACGGCGCCAUCAAAAACUGACGAAGAUUUGAAGACGUUUUUAGAUGUUAGCCUAAUCUGUCCGCUGCCUUUUGAUUUGGAGCUUCCUGGUCCAAAUAUUACUAAUGUGUCUUCAAUACAUACAAUCCUAAACGUUUCACCCGAUCUAGAUUAUUUCAAAGAGUGUUAUUGGUUUGGAGUCAAAAAGGAGUGCACCGAUAUGUUUACAAGAGUCCUGACAGACGAAGGCGUCUGUUUCAAUUUCAAUGGAUUAGCUGCUGAAGAAAUUUUUCGUAUGGAAAAUGUACAGAGAGAUUACAAUUACAGUGAAAUUGAGAAAAAAAUGUCUGGAUGGGAUUUUAUUACUGGAUAUGAUAACAGUGACGAUGUAGACUAUAUGAAACAGUAUCCAUAUAGAGGCCAGUACAGUCGCACCCGGCCAUAUUUGGAAGUUGUUUUAAUGACUCCUAAAGAAGAUUACGAUGAGUGUUGCAAUGUUAUUAAUAAAGGGUAUAAAGUUUACGCUCAACAUCCCGCCAGUCACCCGCAAUCAUCAGUAUAUUCCUAUGCCUUAUUGCCAGGCCAAUUAUCAGCGAUGGCUUUGAAAGUAAAUAUGAUGAAUACUUCGGAAAAACUUCUGAAUUAUGAUUCAGACAUACGACAAUGUUUCUUUUCUUCAGAGAAAUAUUUACGAUAUUUCAAAUUAUAUACUUCAAGCAAUUGUUUGUUAGAAUGUAUGUCGAAUUAUACAUACGAAAUGUGUCAUUGCGUAUCUUUCCAUAUGCCGCACACAGAUAGCAGAUCCAUUUGUACGGCACAGAAAACAGAUUGUAUCAGACAAGCUGAAGACUCCAAUAGAAAACUAAUGGAAUACAUAGAAGAAUGCGACUGUCUUCCCAAUUGCAACAGUAUAACUUACGAGGCAGAAAUUCUAAAGACUGAAUUUAAUCUCGAAAAAAGGGAGAUUAAUCUUUUUAAAAUGACUGGAAUUGAUGAUGUGGCUGAUUUUUUCAGCAGUUAUGAGUAUUCAAAGUUACAAGUGUACUACCGGGACAGUGGGUUCGUCACAAUCACGAGGUCGGAGCUGUUUGGGAUCACGGACUUCCUCGCCAACAUCGGAGGUCUGCUCGGCCUGUUUCUGGGCUUCUCUUUUCUCAGUCUCGUCGAGAUUGUUUACUUCUUCAGCAUCAGAUUAGGAUUUACUUAUCAAAAAGACAUCAAAAAUGAAAAGAACCCUGGAUCGCAAGCUACUUGAUGUAUAAGAUGCUAUACUAAUAAAGAAAUACUAUUGAGAAAAAAAUGUGAUCAAAUACGAUAUUUUAAGUGUUAUUGUUUAUGUUAAGCAUUAUUUAUUUAGAUUAUUAACUACUAGAUGUUGCCCGGGGCUUCGCUCUCGUGGGAAUUUUGAGAUGAAAUAUAGCAAUCUUGGAUAAUGUACCCUUCUAAUGGUAAAAGAAUAUUUGAAAUCGGUUCGGUAGUUUCGGAGAUUACCCGCCUCACACAUACGAACUCACAAGCUCACAAAUGCUUACCUCUUUAUGAUAAUAAUAUAGAUGUUAAUUUUAUUUCUGUAUUUUAAAUUUGUAUUACAAUAAUUUGGAUAAUUGCUUAUUUGUUUGUAAUAUCUGUAUUGUAUAAAAACACAUGUUUUAUUUUAUACUAGCUUUUGCCCGCGGCUUCGCCCGCGUGAAUUUCAUAGCAAAAUCUCAGUAAUUUUUUUAUCAUGUAUUUACCGGGAUGAAAUGUAUCUAAUUUUCCUACAGGACCCUCCUCAUUUUCCUGGAUUAAAUGUCUAUAAUAAUUUUUGAUUAAUAAUUAGUUUUUCAAUUAUCCUACGGGAACUUGACAAUUUACCGGGAUGAAAUGUAUCUAAGAUGUUAACCCGGUUUAUAAGGUACCUAGAUACCAAAUUUCAAGCAAAUCGAUCCAGUAGAUUUCGAGUGAUGCGCUUCAGACAGACAGACAAAAUUUUCCAAAACUAUAUUUUCGUCAUCUAUAUGAGUAACUAAGUAUAUUCCAUGAAGAAUUUUUAAAAAAAUAUCCAAUGUACAUAUUUGGCCUUUCUUCAAUUUUAUUAUAUGUAUUGAUGUUGUAUACUUUAGCUUAGAAAAAUAAUAAGUUAUAUGUGUAAAUUAAAAUAAUAUUGUUAAAAUACAUAAUUUAUUUCCGGA